Messenger RNA from Schizophyllum commune H4-8, 2087 nucleotides. Its product is annotated as MFS general substrate transporter. The record is from RefSeq and is a predicted model, not a curated record. Gene Ontology annotation, molecular function: transmembrane transporter activity. NCBI's taxonomy places the organism in Eukaryota, Fungi, Basidiomycota, Agaricomycetes, Agaricales, Schizophyllaceae. The transcript has 13 exons. Gene Ontology annotation, biological process: transmembrane transport. The coding region runs from base 239 to 1960 and encodes 573 amino acids.
CGCGUCUGUUUGCCUACUCUCUGGGAGUCGAAUGCGUACUGUCGUGGCGUUCGCCUUCGACUACCCAGUGCCUUUGUCCGCGGUCCCCGACUCAAUGGCACAUUCAGGCGGCAACUAGCGAGAACCCUGGACCUUCGUUUCUGGGAACGGCGUUUUCUCUGCAUUUCGUGCACACCCAACCUUAUGUGCGUGUCGUAUAAAUGUGCGGGUGAGUGCGGAUUUGACGCCUCGCGGUACGAUGGAGUCUUCUCGGGCAGCAUCCCUCGACCAUGACACGGCGUCCUCGCUGGACAGUCAUUGCCCGGCAUUUUCGCUGGAGAGCCACUACCCGGUGGAUGAGCAGCCUCAACAGCCAACACCUCGCGUUGUGUUGACCGACCAGACCAACCUCGCGCUCCCGCUCGCGCAGCGCCUGCUCAUCUUCACUAGCCUCGCUCUCGUCAUGGUCGUCUCCACCAUGGACUCCGUCAUCGUCGCCGCGGGUCUGCCCACCAUUUCUGCCGCGCUCGGUGCCGGAUCCGCCGCGUCGUGGGUCCCCGGGGGAUAUCUGCUUAUGUCCACCGCGUGUCUACCGUUGUAUGGGCGCCUGAGUGAUAUCUUUGGCAGGAAGGUCGUUCUGUGCUUCGCGCUGGCCCUAUUUACUGUGGGCAACCUUCUUGCGGGAUUCGCGAAGUCGACGGUGCAGCUGGUGGUUUGUAGAGGCGUAGCCGGGGCCGGGGAUGGCGGGCUUGUCAGCUUGGCGCAGAUUGUGAUCGCCGACAUCGUAAGCCUUCGAGAGCGCGGCAAAUAUCAAGGCAUUGUCGGAGGAUUUAUCGCCCUGGGUUUCGCCCUCGGGCCUAUCAUCGGAGGCACCGUCUCGCAACGCGUAGGGUGGCAAUGGUGCUUCUGGGUCACAAUCCCGGUCGCAAUCAGCGUCAUGGGCAUUGUCGCGUUUGCUCUGCCCUUCAAGCGAGUGGAGGGAAACAUGAAGAGUAAGCUGUUGGCUGUCGACUAUCCCGGAUGCGCGAUGGUCUUGGGGGGCUGCGUGCUCGUCAUAUUGCCCAUAACUUGGGGAGGUGUGAGCUUUGCAUGGAACUCGGCAGAGGUUCUCGCGCCGCUGAUCUCCGGUAUCUUCCUUCUUGCGGUACUUUGUGUUUGGGAAUGGCGCGGCGCCUCGCUGCCGAUCAUACCGAUGUACAUAUUCAAAGUCAAGACCGUCGCCGGAGUCUUCAUCGCCAUGUUCAUCAACGGCUUCAUCUUCUUCUCUUCCAUCUUCUACAUUCCCCAGUUCUACCAGACAGCGCACCAGUACUCGCCCUUGGAGUCAGCUAUGCUACUCAUCCCUCUGCUCGUGUCGCAAAUGGCUGCCAGCUGGGUCGCAGGCAUGAUCGUCAGCAAGACCGGACGCUAUUGCACCAUCAUCUACACCGGCUUUGGGCUCUACGCUCUAGGAAAUGGGUUAUUGUCAAUGGUGACACCGUCAUCACCCAAGGCGCCCGCUGUUGUCUACAUGGUCAUCGCUGGGUGCGGCACUGGCAUGACCUUGCAAACGACUACAGUAGCUGCGCAAGCAAGCGUUGAGCGUCAGGAUGUCUCCGUAGUCACUUCAUUCCGCAACUUCGUACGCCUGCUUGGAGGGACGCUGUCGGUCACAGUUGGGUCCGCUAUCAUCAACAACUCCAUGCAGUCGUAUGCCAGUCAUGUGCUGCGCAUUCCCCAGAUCCUCAUCGAGCGCAUCCUACGCAACCCGCUCCUACUGUCUAUGACCCAUGGCAGCGGUUUGACACCGGAGCAGGCGACAUCAUUAUUGGAGCACGGCUACACGGCAGGGUUUCGUGCAGUGUUCAUCAUGAACGCCUGUCUGGCGGGGAUGGCGACCCUCGUGGCAUUGUUCAUGAUUUCGCACAAGGAGCUUACGCCUAGUCAAGAGGUGAGGGUAUCGGUUGAGAAGACGGUCGUCAAGGAUGUGGAGAAGGUGUGAGGGGAUGGCCACAGAAAAUCAAAGGAUCAAAUGACAGCUUGACUAUAGUUGUAAUGUAGCUUUGUGGAGUUGAGGAUCAUCGUGCACUGUCCGGACCUUGUCCUCUAUGCACGACGAUGAGCGCGCA